Molecule: messenger RNA, 1930 nt
Organism: Acromyrmex echinatior (Panamanian leafcutter ant)
Lineage: Eukaryota; Metazoa; Arthropoda; Insecta; Hymenoptera; Formicidae
Gene: CAH1
Product: carbonic anhydrase 1
Cellular component (GO): cytoplasm
Molecular function (GO): carbonate dehydratase activity; zinc ion binding
Source: RefSeq, a predicted model, not a curated record
AGGACGCGUAGCUUGCCGGUCGCUUUCCCGAUCGCGGAGGAAAAAAGCGAAGACGAGAGAGAACCUCGACGACCGCGCGAAAAAUAUACAGAAGAGACGCGCGACGGUGACACGUUCGUGUGACUUUAACAGUUUUUCUCUCGCGUUUCUGAGCUUAGCGAAACCCCGCGGGUUUCGCAAAGCUAAAAAAUCGCGGAGGCCGCGAAUCGCGUCGGCCUCUCGUCAUUCUGGAAAACGUUACGGGAUUCUAACGUGAUCGUCCAGGCGAUCCCGACGUUUCCCCGACGUAUCGGCGACCACGGAACGCGAGUGCUUGUGCGGCCGAUCGACGCGAAUCGACGCGCAAGCAGUCAAGACGAGCGAGUGCAGAUUUUACUUGGACCUCGAUUUCGUGGACUUCGAUUUCCCGUAGACUCUCAAGAAAAAUCGGACACAAAUAUGGGCUCGAAGGACGAGUGGGACUACUUUCGGAAUGGACCCAGCACGUGGGUAACGAAAUUCCCCAUGGCAGCCGGAUCCAGGCAAAGCCCGGUAAACAUCGAGACCAAGAAAGUGGAAUCCGAUCACGAGGCUUUAAGUAGCAAGCCCCUGCGUUGGAAAUAUCCCGCCACAGCAUCCAGGAAGUUGGUCAAUCCCGGUUACUGCUGGCGAGUGGACACCGAUGGCGAGGGCACAUUUUUGAGCGGCGGACCGCUGAUGGACGACGUCUACAAGUUGGAGCAAUAUCACUGUCACUGGGGAUGCAGCGAUUCCAGGGGAUCCGAACAUACGGUCGACGGACAAGCCUUCGCCGGAGAGUUACAUCUUGUGCACUGGAAUACCAGCAAAUACAAGACCUUCACCGAAGCUGCGAAAGCUUCUGACGGUCUGGCCGUUCUGGGAGUCUUUCUUAAGGUCGGCAAGACUCAUGAAGAAAUGGACAAGAUUGCGCGAUUGUUGCCAUACGUCUCGCACAAGGACGAGGUUGUAGGAAUUACGGAACCUAUCGAUCCUGGUAAACUUCUUCCUGUGCGUGGUGGACGGGCCGGCACGCAGAGAUGCGUGAAUCCGUGUAUGCGCUGGGCCGACCGAAUCAUACCACGUCACGAGAACAAAUGGGACUUCCAAGACGACAAUGGAUAUUGGACGUACUUGGGCUCGCUGACGACGCCGCCGUGCAACGAGAGCGUCACUUGGAUCCUCUUUAAAAAAUACAUCGAGGUGUCCCAUCAUCAGCUCAACAUCUUCCGCAAUCUGCGAAAGUUCCCACGUGGCGAGGAGUGCCCUUGCCACGAGAAUCACGGGGUGGUGAUCAACAACUUCCGUCCACCGUUGCCGCUAGGAAAUCGCGUAUUGCGAGAGUGUGGCAGUUUCUGAGGGUCGGCCCCCGCCCGGAAGAUAAGAAGAGACGAGAGAGAUAGAAAGAGACAGAAGACCGGAUGAUUUUUUUUAACUUUUCUGCGUUUCUUUGAGAAAUCAUCGAUCGCGUAGCGACGACCGAUGUAGUCGCUAACGAACCGCAGCGUUCAACGUGCCUUUCGAUUAAUCAACGAAGACUCGCCUCGCGAAACGCGAGGUACGGCUUUCUGCUCGCCUCGUUGCUUUCUCGUAAUUGACUCCGUCGCUGACAGAGACUUCCGUUGCAAGCAGGAAAUUCCUGUCGCGGAAACGUAUUGAGAAUAUUUGAUAGCUUUAGCUCCGCAUAUUCUCAUGUUAUUUAACGCAGUUUAACCUAACAAUGAGUAGGCUUUAGAAUCCAGCUGGCACCAUUAUUGCAGAAUCAUUCAAAUUCAAAUGAACGCAAAACCAAAAUGUUUAUAAAAUUCAUAUUAUUCUGUAAAAAUGAUAAAUUUCACACAGAUAAUUCGUACCUUCGUUUUAUACCCGCACAGCGCGUUUAAUUUUUAUCGACAUGUUGCUUCUAAAUAAACAAAAUAUUACCUACUGAAAA